AAAUCAAAUAUGAACUCUAUCUCGAAAGCCACGACUGGGAAGAAAUCUCGUGCUAAUGACCGAAGUCUCUAUAUGUACUCUCAGACAACCAACAAUGUGAGGCAGAAGAAGGGUUCUAAACACCCCAAGUCUCAGUAUCGGAAGAGUAUCAGGUCUUUUAGUAACAAAAGGGAACGAAUUAAGGCCAAUGGGCUCCGUAUUAAUGCCAAACGUUCCCAUAUGGCUAACCUUAGCGCCACCAAUCAUAAAUAUAUAAAACCUCAUAUUGUCAACAUGAGUGAUCAUAAACUAAACAGUUUUUACCCAAAAGACUCAGUCCAUUACCAAGGCCAUUUCCAAAAGGUUGAAGACCCUAAUAUUCCCAAGCCGCCACUGAGUAACAUAUCAAAUUACAAGCGAGGCUCCUUGUCCAAUACGCCUUUGAUCAAGCUUGAUGACCAUGAAGCCAAAGAACUCGCAGGGUUUAGAGGUCAAACAAGGAAGAAUAAAAUCGGAAAUCUCAACAGAAAAUACAAACAGCAUAACCCUCACAAAGCAUUUAUGCUGGAUAAUAAAAGUGUUAAGAAUACUAAAUGUGUACAAAACGAAGUAAGAUAUUUCAAACACGUCAGUACACCUGAGGCAUGACAAAGGUCAUCUCCUUCCUACCUAAAUCACAGUUUUAAACCUAAGCAGGAUGGGUCCUAUAGAGUCAGGAGCAACCUUGGCAUGAAUCCUAAUUACCUCCAGCAGACGAGAUUUACUUCAGAAAUGGAUGAAAAAUGGAUGAGCUUAAAUAAAAUCACUGAAAAAGAAUCAGAUUAUCGAAAAUAAAAAGAGUGGGUAUACCAAAGAGUUCAUACAGUCAUUGUCUUCAGAAGAUCGGAAAAGGAACACUGACAAUCCAAAAAAUCAUAAAUUAUCAUAUGACUCUUCACUAAUCCAGAAGGAUUCUGACAGCCAAAAAUUUAGUGCAUCUCCAGCAUCAAAAUGCAAAAGAAGGCAGAUCACCGGAUCUUUGUUUAACCAAAAUAAGAACUUUGAGAAUCAGGAGCUCUCUUCCUUCGUGGAUAACGACAGUUUGCCACAAAUGAAUACCAAGGGGUCUAACUACACUGGCACCAAUAGAGAUUUUUUGCAAACUAACAGUAAUAUUAAAAAAGAAAUCUCAAAUCUUGCCUCAUCCCAAGAGAAACAUCUCUUGGGUAGUGAAAGAGAGGACUCAAAUCUCAGAGCAAAUACUUACCACCAAGGCUUUUCGUUACGCCAUGGGAGCCAGAGCCUGGACCUCAUCCGGGCUGAGAUCCGUGAAUUUCUUGAAACUAAUAAUUGCUCAAGUACUAGUAAAUUCGUAGACAAGAUCAGUAAAGUUUAUGAGUCAUAUAUCAAUAUACAAGAGCAGGAGCUGCUCAAAGUGCAUUCAGAAGUUCACUCGAACCGCAAGGCUGAGUCUGUUAGAAACGAAGAAAUAAAAGCGAUUCCUUGAAAACCUGAAGGAAAGGCCCACUCAAAGCUAAAAGUGCUGAAAUACACGAAUAUUGAAUACUUCAAGGAUUCUAAUAACAAAAAUAUUGAUCCUGUAAAGGACAGUGAUAGGAAGAAAUCCCAUAUCUCUGCUGGUUUCACCAUCUGUGAGAAGAAAGGCAGUAUCAAGAAAAUACCCUGAGAUAGCAGUGACGCCAACGUUGACAAAAUCAAUCAAUUCGUCGAUAAUGAAAUUGAUAUGAAUUACCAAGAUAAUAAAAGUUCAAAAAAGAAGGGAGUCAGAGAAGCUGAAAAUAUCGUCCCGCCUCUUUCUUUAAAGAAUAUUGGCAUGAAGAACCCUCAAAAUAAGGCAACAGGGAAGAAAACUCAGACAACUAUGCAAUCUACUCAGAUAAGAGAUAAAAUCCUGGGUAGUCAGCCCCAAAAAUCAAUGGUAGAGAAUAGCUCAACCCCUUUUUCUAAUGAGCAGAGGAAAGCUGACAAAAUAGAGGAGCAAAAACAAGAGUCUAUAUCAUCCCGGUCUUCAUCUUCUUCAGGGUACGAUUAUCCCUUGGGUGAAAUGAUCGUCGAGCCUCCCAAGCCUAAAGUGCCUUCAGCGAUUCCAAAAUUAGACUUUGGGUCAAAAAUAGCUGAAGCUAAACCUGAAGUUCCGAAAAUAGCUCCACUACCUGUCAAGAUUCCUCCUCUAGCAUUACCCCCAAAGACCCAAUCUGUUGGGCCAAAGCCAGUUCCGAAACUAGGAAAUAUUCCUAAAUUUGGGCUGGACCUUGAAAAACUCAGAGAUAAGGAAAAGGAUUUCCAGGAUGAAUUCAUGUCAAAAUUUGAUGAGUAUUCUAAAUCAUGGAGAGACCUUAUUGAGCAAGAAAAGCGAUUCUAACUAUUAAUGAUAUAUUUUCCCUAAAUUAUCC
Moneuplotes crassus is the source of this 2372-nucleotide messenger RNA. The record is from the annotation of a GenBank genome assembly. Lineage: Eukaryota; Ciliophora; Spirotrichea; Euplotida; Euplotidae.